AUGAAAUCUGUUGCUGAGAUGAACAAGAAGUUGGGCAUUCUUAUUGAGUCAUCCCAAGGUGGUCAUACUCACAAUGGAUCUCAGUCUGAAGAUGCUCUUCGUUCUUCAGAAAAUGAGGAUGAUGAAGAUUCCACUUCAGAGGAAGAUGAGGAUGAUAAAAUCGAGGAUGACAAAGGAGAUGAACAUCAUGAGGAUGAAACUGAUGAUGAUGAUGAUGAUCUUGAUGGAGCUAGUAUUGGUGUUGGUCAGGAUGAGGCUCACACGGGGGAUGUUCGUAAUGAUGAGGGUGUUGUUGUCCCCGAGGUUGUUUUGAGGGAUGAUGAUACCGGCAAGGUGGAUGAUGCCAAGAAGUCUGACCCUGUGGAACCUGUUGCAGAGAUCAAACAGUCUGAACAGUCUCAAGGUGGGGAGGAGAACAUUGAUGUUGAUACAACAAUUGCAUCUGUUGUUAAAGCUGUGGAGAAUUUGAUUGGUUCCUCAACUCAUGUCCCUGCUUCUGUUGAGACUUCUGAGAAGACUGAUCUUGAAAUGGUUGUUUUUCAAGAGACUCCUAUUUUACGUCCUCAAAAGAGGGAUCGGAAGAAAGGAGCUGUUUUGAAAUCUCCAUUCAUUGAGCUUGCUUCUGGUGCAUCUAAAUCAGGUUCAUCCUCAGUUUCUCCUGAUGAUUCUGUUUAUAAGGUCGUUAAAUAUGUGCGUGGUUUGUGCCCGUUGGAGAACAAGAUUGGUGAACCUGUCGAUCUGCAAUUGGAAGCUGAGUUUGUCACUUGGCACAUUGACAUUAUUUUCUACUAUCUUCGUAAGAAAAUAAUGUACUCAGCCGAGCCGAAAAUCAAAGUCACCACAACUGAUUGCCUUUUUUGUUCUAGCAUAACAAGUUUGUAUGAGAAGUUUGUUAAGAAAAACAACGAUAUAUCGGUGUUGUCUCUUUCUCACAAUGUGGCCCAGUACAUCCAAGGUGGUAAGAUAUUAUGUGCCACUCCUUGGCAUUUGGUUGAUCAUGUUGUUAUGCCUAUCAAUGUAAAAUUACAGGAUCAUUGGAUUUGUGGUCGUCUAAACAUAGUUGACAGGCGGAUAUAUCUGUACAAUUCAUUGCGUUCUGGAAGGUAUAUGACAGCUGCCAAAGAGGCUUGCGAGCCUUCUUCUGUUAUUUUACCAUAUUACUUCUCUAUGUUAGACUUCAAAGGCCUUCGCAACGAAGCUAAGUUUAGCACGAUGGAACCGUUCCCUAUUGUUGCUAUUGAUGGUUUACCCGAGCAAGUCACAGCUGAUUGUGGUGUUUUUGUAGCAUCAUUUGCUGAGUAUUUCAUUAUUGGCAAACCCAUCGCAUCCUCUGGUUUUGAUGUGGAAAUUCACCGCGAUCGUUUGGCUGUGUUAUUUUAUCAUUAUGGCAUGAAGAAGCAACUUGAGAACAUUGAAAGUGAAUCCGAGGCCCCUCCCAGCCUUCCCAAGAAGUGA
This is a messenger RNA of Cannabis sativa, 1455 nucleotides long. RefSeq names its product ATP-dependent RNA helicase DRS1-like. The record is from RefSeq and is a predicted model, not a curated record. The transcript is spliced from 6 exons. Gene Ontology annotation, biological process: proteolysis. NCBI's taxonomy places the organism in Eukaryota, Viridiplantae, Streptophyta, Magnoliopsida, Rosales, Cannabaceae. The coding region runs from base 1 to 1455 and encodes 484 amino acids. Gene Ontology annotation, molecular function: cysteine-type peptidase activity.